UGCCCGAGGGCCACCUAAAUCUGGGGAUAUGCUUGGGUCCCCCAUGAUCCACACCUGGGGUGGUCAUCGACGGAGGGCUUCCUGCUCUUCUUGGAGACUUCAGUGAGGAGGUCGGGUCUGGAGGGACUGGGGACCAGAGCUGCCUAUCUAGCCUACCACUGUCGGCUGGAUAGGAAUGCCCGGGUUUUCGACGACAACAGAGUUCAACCGAGGGUGGUUACGGACAGGACCCUUUGUCAUGCGAAGGAGAUCUCCUGCGCCAGCACACUGUCGUCCCUUGGGACGGCUGGGGAAAUAUGGGGUUCCUCUCUUGCUCCGAUAGCGUCCAGGACCAUACAGGUCUCUGGGGAGCCCCCACCCUCUUGUUUCCUCAAGGUUAAUUUUGACGGAAAUGUCGGAGAGGAAGGGUGUACCGGAGGCAACAGCUUCAUUAUCAGGGACCACGAGGCUCGACUGAUUGCGGCGGGAGGUCGGUGGAUUUUUGACACGUCUGUGGUCUGCACGGAGCUUAGGGCUGCAUGGGAAGGAGUCACCUAUGCGAGACAGGUGCUGGGUGCGGACCGCAUUUUGCUUGAGGGAGACUCGGCCAUGGUGAUAGAGUGGAUAUGAGGCCGAGGUCGCGAUGAGAGUUCGAGUAUGCUACUUUGUGAUGUUCGUAGACUCUUAGACGAGGAUGAUCUCUCAUAGGCUAAUCACAUCUACAAGAAGGCGAAUAGUGUGACUGAUUGGGUGGCCUUAUUUGCGGUCUACCACUCGAAAAGGUUCACCUGGGGCGAUGGUGCAUCAGUGCCCCAUUUUUUUGUUAUUUUUUUUUAUAAUUUUGUUGGUUGGGCGAUGGUGCAUCAGUGCCCCUUUUUUUUGUUAUUUUUUUUUCUAAUUUAGUUGGUUGUAUCACGUUCGGCGUGUGUAAGUUGUAGUUGCAAAAAAAAAAAAUAAUAAUAAUAAAUAAAAUAAAAAUAAAUGAAGAAGAUGGCAUAGCCUCUGUCCUCGAUAAACUCCUCCUUCGUUCCUUGUCUCUCCCCCACCUCUUCUUCGGUCCCCAACCCCACUGAUCGCCUCCUCUUCUUCCCUCCUCCUCGCUUCUUGUCUCCCCGUCUCUCCUUUAAUCUCCAUUUCCGGAGGAGAGCUCGACCUCGAUCUCUCGUGGCUUCCGUGGCCUCCUCCGCCUGCUACGAGAAGGAGCUCGCCGCUGCGAAGGAGGUCUCCUCUCUCGCCGCUCGCCUCUGCCACGUACUGUGGCGAAUGAGAGUUCUCUGGUCUCUUUUCUAUGGUGAUUUGGAGAGGUUUGCACUGGAAAGCGGUUCUUUUGAUUCUGACGGUACAACGGGCACUUGUGCAUUCAGAUGUCCAAUCAAAAUCUGAUAAGAGUCCUGGUACAGUAGCAGAUUAUGGUUCACAAGCAUUAGUCAGCCUUGUUUUGAAGAUGGAACUUCCAUCUGAAUCCUUUUCUUUAGUGGCUGAGGAGGAUUCCGGUGACCUAUGUAUGGACGGUGCUCAAGAAACACUAAGACGCAUCACUAAGCUUGUUAACAACACUCUACUGAUGGUAGAUAUAAUAUUACUUUGUCUGAGGAAGAUGUGCUUGCUGCCAUUGAUAGUGGCCAAUCUGAAGGGGUCCCUAUUGGCCAACAUUGGGUUUUGGGCCCUAUAAAUGGCACAGAAGGGGGAGCAUGGUUAAGAAGAAUACACACACAUAAAAGAGGAGUUUUCAAUAGUAUGAAAAAAAAUGUUUCCAUAUGAGGUUGAGUGUAAGUUCAAUUCCUGCCUAAUGUGCAGACUUGAUAGAUGGUCUUCUCUCUCUCUCUCUCUCUCUCCUCCCCAUCCCAAAAGGAAAGAACGAUACAAAGUGAUAUGCUGUGAGGGUACACAAGAAACAACAACGCAGCUUAAUAGGGGAGCAUGAAAAAAACUUGCCAUGCACGGAAAAAGUUUAUUAAGGCUUUAUUUAGAGAUCAUUAUGUACAUUGUGAGGGAGCCGUGACUAGCAUGACAAGCAGCUGUGGCUAGAUUUUGACUUAGGUUA
Phoenix dactylifera (date palm) is the source of this 2023-nucleotide messenger RNA. Lineage: Eukaryota; Viridiplantae; Streptophyta; Magnoliopsida; Arecales; Arecaceae. The record is from RefSeq and is a predicted model, not a curated record.